Messenger RNA from Magallana angulata, 1641 nucleotides. RefSeq names its product proline-rich protein PRCC-like. The record is from RefSeq and is a predicted model, not a curated record. NCBI's taxonomy places the organism in Eukaryota, Metazoa, Mollusca, Bivalvia, Ostreida, Ostreidae. Gene Ontology annotation, cellular component: nucleus. Bases 79 to 1401 code for a protein of 440 amino acids. The transcript is spliced from 7 exons.
CUGAUAAUCAUUGAUGUUGCGUAUUUUCGUUUUCAAUUUCGAUUUUGAAACGUAAAUUUUACUCGAUUUUGUUAUAAAAUGUCUCUUGUUGCUUAUUGUGCCAGUGAUGACAGUGAAGACAGUGAUGCAGAGGAAACAAAAGAUAUUCAAGAUGAACCAAGUUCCGCAAAACCACAAAUUGUACCUUCAAAGGGCACUCAAAAUAUAGAAAAUGGAACAAUAUCUGACUCAGAUUCGGACAAUGAAGCCAGAAGUGGGAAUAAUUUGGAAGACAAUGCUCUCAAUAACAAAUUAAGGGCCUUACCUGAACCAAAGCACACAGACAUUGGAAAAGGGAUUCCAGAAACAGAUGUGCUAGAGGAGGAGGUCAAACCUAAAGCAGCUGAGCUGGCUGAUGCCCCUAAACCUCCCCCGAAGAAGCCCAAGCAACCAGUCAGGAUAACUAUCCCAGCACUAAAUCCAGAUUCAGAUGAGGAAGAUGGACCAUCGAUUAAACGUGCAAAAACAAGUAAUAGUAAACAGGGGAAAAGUGGCCUGUUUGCCUUACUGCCCCCUCCUCAGCAUGCCAGCAUUAAAGAAACAAACAGGGCUUUAAUUCCUCACACACUGACAAAGAAGCAGCCAGCAGCCCCAGCCCCCAAACCCUCCACCCAGCCCUCCAAAAAAGAAGUUGUGGGCCCAGCAAAGCCUGGCCAAGAAGACAGUGAUAGUGAUGGGGAGGAUCAACCCUCAAAUUUCUUUUCUUUUGGAGAUAAUGAUACCCAUACAGUGUCUGGGCUUUCAUCAAAGAAACUGUCACUUCCUCCCCCCAUGGUGGCAAGUGAACAUUUGGUUUCAGGGGUUGUGAGGCCAUCAGUGAAUGUGUCUCAGGACUUGGCGGGGGGAUCUGUUCUGGGGAGAAGUGUUGACCUACAGAGUGGAGUGUUACAGUUCCGGGCCUCUUAUUCCUCUACACAAGGAGUCUAUCAGCCUCACAUUGCGGGACCUAUUCCCAUGGAAACUUCUAUGGCAGCAGCAGAGAUUGAACAAGGAUCGGAUGAGACUGAGAGACAGAGUGCUCCGACUGUACCUACAGAUGAGGACGAGUUCCAGCAACUGUUACAGAGUGACGAGUUCCUCAGGAUGCAAGGCAAAAAGCAUAGGGGAAAGGAAUCUAUCAAUAUUGUUGAUGUGAAUGCCGAUGACUUCAUUUGUACCGUGGAUGUACACAAAUCAAUGACAGAGGAACAGCCUGAGAGAAUGACUCACAAGAAGGGAGAUGGACCAUCCUCUCAACAGAAGAGAAAACAUCAAAUCACUUACCUAGCUCAUCAGGCAAAGGAACGAGAGAUUGAACUAAAGAAUGAAUGGUCAAACAACAGAAUGUCAAGAAAACAGACUCAAGCCAAGUAUGGGUUCUGAAAACAACAAUGAAAAUGAAUACCCACUCUGUUCUCUGUGUUGUGACUUGUACACAGUCAUGUAUUCAGGGUGAACAGAUCCUGGGGUGAAUUAACAACUUUAUAACAUGUUCAUAACGUGGCAGCAAUACAGGAGAAUUUUUCAGAAUAUAAGUCACGAGACAGCAUCUUUGUGCUUUGAAUGCAUUUUAUAUAUCAUUUGUUUAUGUAAAGAUAAAAUAAAAAUUAUUUAAAUAACUUA